Oreochromis aureus is the source of this 604-nucleotide messenger RNA. Its product is annotated as histone-lysine N-methyltransferase set-1-like. The coding region runs from base 17 to 604 and encodes 195 amino acids. NCBI's taxonomy places the organism in Eukaryota, Metazoa, Chordata, Actinopteri, Cichliformes, Cichlidae. Gene Ontology annotation, molecular function: protein binding. The transcript is spliced from 4 exons. The record is from RefSeq and is a predicted model, not a curated record.
AAACGUACAGGAGAACAUGCGAAGGAGACGCAUUCCUCCACGGGAGGAUGCAGUCUGUCAUGUUUCUGCUGGAAGGGACAAACUGGGACUUGAUAUCCACUACAUAAAUGCCUUCAAAGGUCGGGGCAUUUUCACGACUGUUCCAUUCCAAAAAGGAGACUUCCUUUUGGAAUACAGAGGUAAACUCAUAACAAAAGAAGAAUGUGAGCGGAGACACAGAGUUUAUCAUGACAGCCUGAAGGUGUUCAUGUUUGAAUUCAAGUUUGAUGGAAAACUCUGGUGUGUGGAUGCAUCUCAAGAAGAUGGGUCAUUAGGCAGACUUGUCAACGACAACCACAUCAGUCCAAGUGCUAAGAUGAAAAUAUUAAAUAUCAAUGGAAAGCCCCAUCUAUGCUUAUUUGCAAGCAGAGACAUAAGUCCAGGCGAAGAAAUAGACUAUAAUUAUGGUGACUCGGAUUGGCCCUGGAGAUGCAAGACUGAGACCAGCCAGAUUCAGAAGACUGUGAGCUGCCUAAAGCCGCAACCAAACAGCAUUCCAAACAAUGAUCUGGACCUGAAACAUCCAGAGCCUGAAAGGGUAAAUAUAAUCCAGUGUACCACUUAA